Messenger RNA from Fibroporia radiculosa, 384 nucleotides. RefSeq lists its product as uncharacterized. The transcript has 5 exons. The coding region runs from base 1 to 384 and encodes 127 amino acids. Lineage: Eukaryota; Fungi; Basidiomycota; Agaricomycetes; Polyporales; Fibroporiaceae. The record is from RefSeq and is a predicted model, not a curated record.
AUGUGCGUCUUCAGCAAGUCGUCUGUCGCCCUUCUGGCCCUGUUCUUGGGCGUUGCGAAGGCGCAAACUGGCACGGGAACAUUGUUUUGGUUUACUCCCGGCGUGGGGGCGUGUGGCUUCACCAACACUACCGACCAAUCCGUUGCAUCAGUUUCUGAAGAGGUUUUCAACAAUUAUCCGGGCGCUACAUACAAUCCGAAUGACAAUCCCAUAUGUCACCACAAUCUGACUGUCACCUACAAUGGUACUUCCGUGGUCGCCCAGAUUGUGGACUACUACGUCAGCACCCCGUACAAUCGGGUUGGCCUUUCGGAAUCUGCGUUCGAUGUAUUUGCUCCCAGCAGCCAGGGAAUUGUACCGAAUGUGACUUGGGUUGUGGACUGA